This is a messenger RNA of Nanorana parkeri, 4580 nucleotides long. RefSeq names its product SEC24 homolog C, COPII coat complex component (gene SEC24C). Gene Ontology annotation, molecular function: zinc ion binding; SNARE binding. Gene Ontology annotation, biological process: COPII-coated vesicle cargo loading; intracellular protein transport; endoplasmic reticulum to Golgi vesicle-mediated transport. Lineage: Eukaryota; Metazoa; Chordata; Amphibia; Anura; Dicroglossidae. Gene Ontology annotation, cellular component: endoplasmic reticulum exit site; COPII vesicle coat. The record is from RefSeq and is a predicted model, not a curated record. Bases 157 to 3681 code for a protein of 1174 amino acids. The transcript is spliced from 25 exons.
GUGGACGUGGCAGAGCCUGACAAGCUGAGCAUCUCCAGUGGGUGAGACAGAACGUCAUUUCCGCUAGGAACUGGAGACGACGCUUUCUAGAAGCGGACGGGGAAGUGUGUGAAGAAGCCGGAACGGAAGGAGGACCAGUCUGGGGAUGUACACAAGAUGAACGUAAACCAGCCACCUCAUUUAGCUACCCCUUACAUGCAGCCCCAGCCUGGGGGGUUUCAACAACCAAUGUAUGGGGGUCAACCAAUGCCAGGAGGUCAGCAGUACCCAGGAUAUAAUGGGCCGCUACAAGGCUAUCCACAACAUGUUCCUUCACAAGGUUUCCCUUCUAACUCAGGAUUCCCUCAAAAGGGGUCCCCUGAUUCUCUCACCUCUGGCACUUCUUCUCCUGUUACCUCUCAUUAUAUAGGUCCCGUGAGAGCUCCACCAACAUCAGGGGCCCAGACUCCAGCAGGAACGUCACUCCCUCCGGAACAGCUGCAGUAUAGUCAUUUCAGUCAGGGUGACAUGCAGAAUGGACCAGCAUCAAGAGCCCAGAUGCAAAGACCACCUAUGGCUCAACCAUACAUGCAACAAGCAGGAGCUCCUCCACAGUCAGCUAAUGUUCAGCAAUACCCUCCAACUUCCACUAGUACACAGCAACUAAACAACCAAAUGAUGGGAAUGCAUAUUACUGGGGUAACAACAUCUGGUCCACCACAAACAACACUACAAUUUGGCACGCAAAGUCCUCUUCCACCACACUCCGGAUCAGGAGCCUAUAACCCUUAUUCCAACAAUCAAGUCCCCUCUGCUAUGAAUUUGACACAAGGAAUGCCUCCUACCAGUUUACCACAAGUUCAGCCACCCACUUCACAACAAUUUACAGGACCACCACCUCAACCACGCCAUCCUUCUGCACAUGGUUUUCCUCCUCAACAAAAUGCUCCCCCUUUAAAUUAUCCUUCCUCUGUUUCUGGAGCUCCCCCACCAACCACAUUGCACGGCCCUCCAAUGCCAGGACAGCCUCUGACUGGACCUCAUUUAGCUCAGCCAAAUCAUAUAUCUCCUAAUCAGUCCCAGCCUGCUGUUCCUGGGGUUCUACCAGGUCCUCCAAUGACCGGUCCUCAGGGGCCACCACCUGCAAUGCCUACAGGCCCGGGAGGAUUUCCUCUUCAGCAAAAUGGUUCCUUUGGACAAGUUAGGGCUCCGCAGCCUGGAUAUCCCGCAGCUUAUCCUCAAGCUCCAAAUUAUGGAAGCCAUCCUGGUCCUCAGGGUCCUCCAGGUCCUCCUGCUGCACAGAAGAGGCUGGACCCAGAUUCCAUCCCUAGUCCUCAACUUAAUGAACUGCCACCCCAGCAGAAAUCAAGGCACAGGAUAGACCCCGAUGCAAUUCCUAGUCCAAUCCAAGUAAUAGAAGAUGAUAGGAGCAACAGGGGUUCAGAACCUUUUGUCACUGGCCUGAGAGGACAAGUUCCACCACUUGUAACAACUAACUUCUUCGUCAAAGAUCAAGGAAAUGCAAGUCCACGGUAUAUCAGAUGUUCAUCAUACAACUUUCCUGCCAGCGCAGACAUGGCAAAGCAGUCCCAGGUCCCACUUACUGCUGUUAUUAAGCCUCUGGCAACCCUACCGUCUGAUGAGGCUCCCCCUUGUGUGGUUGAUCAUGGCGAGACUGGACCUAUUCGAUGUAAUAGAUGUAAAGCCUAUAUGUGCCCUUACAUGCAGUUCAUUGAGGGUGGGAGGAGGUUCCAGUGCUGCUUCUGCAGCUGUGUCACCGAAGUGCCCCCACACUACUUCCAACAUUUGGAUCAUACCGGCAAGAGGGUGGAUUGCUAUGAUAGGCCUGAGCUGUCUAUGGGAUCCUAUGAGUUCACAGCAACUGUUGACUACUGCAAGAAUAACAAAAUCCCAAACCCUCCAGCUUUUAUUUUCAUGCUUGAUGUGUCCUAUAAUGCUGUGAAGAGCGGAUUGGUAGCAUUGGUCUGUGAGGAGUUGAAGCAACUGAUUGACUACCUGCCCAGGGAAGGGAACCAGGAAGAGUCGGCGAUACGAGUGGGCUUUGUAACCUAUAACAAAGUGCUCCAUUUCUAUAAUGUGAAGAGCUCCUUGGCCCAGCCACAGAUGAUGGUGGUGUCAGACGUGGCCGAUAUGUUUGUCCCUUUGCUGGAUGGCUUUCUUGUAAAUGUAAACGAGUCUAGGACGGUCAUCACUAGUUUGCUUGACCAGAUUCCAGAACUGUUUGCAGACACAAGAGAAACUGAGACCGUUUUUGGCCCAGUCAUCCAGGCCGGUUUGGAAGCACUGAGGUCUGCUGACUGUGCUGGGAAGCUCUUUGUUUUCCACACUACUCUUCCUAUUGCUGAGGCUCCAGGAAAGGUCAAGAACAGGGAUGAUAAGAAACUCCUCAAUACCGACAAGGAAAAGAGCUUGUUCCAGCCUCAGACAACUUUUUAUAACAACUUGGCCAAGGAUUGUGUUGCCCAAGGCUGUUGUGUGGAUCUGUUCCUGUUUCCCAAUCAGUUUGUGGAUGUGGCUACGCUUGGUGUUGUUCCUUUUCAGACUGGAGGUUCAGUUUACAAGUAUACUUUCUUCCAGAUGGAGACGGAUAGGGAGAGGUUCCUAAACGAUCUACGUAGGGAUGUUCAGAAAGACAUAGGAUUUGACUCAGUUAUGAGAGUCAGGACUAGCACUGGUAUUCGUGCAACUGACUUCUUUGGUGCUUUCUACAUGAGUAACACCACUGAUGUAGAGCUGGCUGGGCUGGACUGCGAUAAAACCAUAACCGUUGAGUUCAAACAUGAUGAUAAACUGAAUGAAGACACAGGAGCCAUCCUUCAGUGUGCUGUCCUGUAUACCAGCUGCGGAGGGCAGCGUAGGCUUCGGAUACAUAACAUGGCUCUGACCUGCUGCACACAGCUAGCAGACUUGUACCGAAAUUGUGAGACUGACACGCUGAUCAACUACUUUGCCAAGCUUGCUUUCCGUGGAGUCCUAAAUAAUCCAACAAAGACUGUUCGAGACACCAUGAUUAAUCAGUGUGCACAGGUCCUGGCAUGCUAUCGCAAGAACUGUGCUAGCCCCUCUUCUGCAGGCCAGCUGAUCCUCCCCGAAUGCAUGAAGCUGCUUCCAGUUUACCUGAACUGUGUGCUGAAAAGUGACGUGUUGCAGCCUGGUGCUGAGGUGACCAUUGAUGACCGGGCCUACGUGCGUCAGCUUAUUUCAUCCAUGGAUGUUGCGGAUACAAAUGUCUUUUUCUAUCCUAGGCUCUUGGCCUUUUCCAAAGUGGAUCCUACCAGUGAUUCUCUGCCUGUCGCUAUCCGUGCCUCAGAAGAACGUCUCUCUAAGGGUGAAAUAUAUCUGCUCGAGAAUGGGGUGAACUUAUUUAUAUGGGUUGGUGCAAAUGUGCAGCAGGCUCUCAUCCACAACCUGUUUGGAGUGUCGUCAUUCAGCCAGAUAGACUCUAGUUUGAGUGCAUUACCUGUGUUGGAUAAUCCAAUCUCAAAUAAAAUGCAUGCAAUUAUCACAAUGUUCAGAGCCCAGAGGCCACGAUAUAUGAAGUUGCUGGUUGUGAAACAGGAUGACAAGCUUGAGAUGUUCUUCAAACACAUGCUGGUGGAAGACAAGAACCUGAAUGGAGGGGCUUCCUAUGUAGACUUCCUCUGUCACAUGCACAAGGAGAUCCGACAACUUCUUAGUUAGAGAUAGAAGAGUUGGUGGUGAUCACCCCCAGUGACAUUUAAAAUAUUUUGCUAACCACCUUGGUCUUUUAACUAUGCUACUACAACCAGGACACCCAGAAAUGAAGGACCGUUAUGUUUUCUUUCUGAUUGCCCCUUAUUGUCUUUAUUUCACAUAACUUUGCUCCCAAAGUCCGCUCGUGCCCCAUAUCCUCUCCCUUCUAAAGAUGAAGAUAUUUAAGGAUUAACUGAAUGUGUCCCUCUUUGACCAAAUUGUCUGCACUGAGGAGCACAAACCUGUCUUGGUUGGGAUGAAUGUAGAGUUGCCUGCUCAGAAGAGAGCUUAUACACAAUACACUGGUUAUUACCUAUUUGCAUUGAUCUGCCUUUCGGAGAAAUGUUAAGAAAAGUUUAUAACACAUAUGAACUGACCUGGACAGUGUGUGAAGAGAUCAAAUUUCUAAUAUGUCAUAAAUACAUUCUUUUAAGAUGAAUAAGAUUUUUUUUGCCACACCUGCAAAUUUUGGGGUGUCUUCAUUUUAUUCAACUUUGUCAUUGAAGCAAAUAAUAAAACCCAUUAGACCAUACUGGUUAGAUAGAACGGUUUUAAAGUUGUCAACUAUGGUCCCCAAUACGAAAACAAUAUAUUUAAGGAUGAUCAGCAUGAUGAUGGUCCAUGUUUUUGGGCCUAGCAGAGUUAUCUAGCCCCUUUAAAUUAUGGCUUCUGGCAAUACUUUAUUUUUCUAAAAAUAAUUAAAUCAUCCAUCUUUAAUGCUCUCUAAGAGUUGACAUUAUUUGUUGUGUGUGAAGUUGGUUUACAGAUGUGAUUUGGUGCAAUUAUUCAUAUUAUAUGGCUAUUUUUCCCUUUCCACGUCCUGUUAUUUGAUCAUUCUACUGUUUGCGCUGGACAACCAGUGACGA